Molecule: messenger RNA, 988 nt
Organism: Suricata suricatta (meerkat)
Lineage: Eukaryota; Metazoa; Chordata; Mammalia; Carnivora; Herpestidae
Exons: 4
Coding region: 206-967 (253 amino acids)
Source: RefSeq, a predicted model, not a curated record
GGUGCCCCAUGCGAGGUCUGUGACCCCAGGGAGGACCCCAGGAUCCUGGCCCAAGGGGAGACAGACCUUCCCAGACCUAAGAGGCCAGGAUGGAGCCAGAGAUACAGACAGGGGGCUCGGAGACCCUAGGACACAGAACAGUGAAGAGCCCGAGGCUAUUUGGGGGCUGCACUGGAGAUGGGGUGUCUGCAAUGGGUUUUGAAGUAUGAAUAAGAGAUUCUGGGGGGAGACAGUCUCUCCAGCCGGAGGAACGCCUACACCCCCCGACUCAUUUAAUCUGCAAACGACUGUGAGACGGAAGCGCUGUCACCUCACAGACGGGCAGCGUUUGCUGGGAGACUUCAACCGAGUCACACAUCAUCCCUUGUACUCUGCAGAAAGUGAGAGCCGGCCCCUGUCCUCGUGGGCACAGAGCAAGCUGGACCCCCGCCGGGCACAGCGCCCCGCGUGGGGAGUACGUCAGGAGCUUGUGCCCCACUGCGUCUACACGACCCCGCUCCGGGGGCAGAGAUCGGGCUUGGGAGGGGCACGAGACUGGCCCGGAGUCCUGCCGGCGCGGCGUGUCUGUGACCGGGCAUGCACUCAGUCAUUGUGGGCUCGCCAGGCUCGGCAACUGGCAGGUGCCACCUCGCACGGUCCUCAGAACCUCUGCAGUCCCAUUCCACAACAUGGCAGGGCAGCCGGCAGAGCUGGGGCGUCCCUCGCCCCUCAAGACCUUCAUGAAGGAAGGGACGGCACCGCCUCGAAUGGCAGGGCCCCGAGAGGCCGAGCCGCACCUGCUGUCCCCUUGGCCCCCCGUUCCACAUCCAGGAAUCCCGUCCUGGCGUUGGAUGGCCCAACCAACGACGUCAGCUGCAAUGUGAGGCGUCUGCCCAGCGUGGGCUUGGGGUCCUGCGGUCCGUCCUGGGUUCUAUUCUGGGCUUCCGUUAUUCAAUUUAGGAUCCUAUUCUGGAAUGCUGAGAUUUGAUUAAAGCGCUUCCCCCACGGA